CAUCCAGAUUUCAAAUAUUAAUGACGGUUACAAAAUGUCACUUUAGUUUAUUAUAAAAUUUCUUUAAAAUCCGAAAAAAUGUUUAUAAACGACGUAACUAAAAAAGAAGAAAUAAAGAACAUCGCAGUAAAACAUUUACGUGAAAUUGGUGUUAAAUACAGACCUAAAAAACUUCGUAACGUGCAGGAGGAAAGAAUCGGUCGCCAGUGCUUUAAAACGGCAUUAUGCCUAUUGCCCAUGCAAACGGUAACGCUAGCAAGUGGUCAGCAAUUAGUAGUUCCUAAACUAGUCGACGAUCUGUGUUCGUACAUACUAACAAAGGUGACGACGGAAGGUCUCUUUCGUAAAGGCGGGUCUAAAGCUAGACAGAACGAGAUGAAGUUGCUCUUGGAUUCCGGAUCUUACUUGGGACAGACUCAUCAUGAAAUUGACGUCGCAAAUGUACUGAAAACGUUCUUUAGAGAGCUGCCGGAGCCAUUAUUUCCAUACGCCUUUCAUGAACUUUUUCUUCAUUGUGUUUUGUCUAGUCAACAACUUCAAGCAUUAAUGCUAUCUUGUCUUUUACUUCCGACCGAACAUCUAAAUACUUUGGCGUAUUUUAUGCAGUUUUUACGCGAAGUGAGUCAACAUUCUUCAUUGAAUAAAAUGGAUUCUCAUAAUUUAGCGAUAGUAAUGGGGCCUACGUUAUUUCCAAUUGAAGAAAAGUCGGCUUUCAAUUCUGCACAAAGAUUAACGAAAUUUUGUGAUAUAUGUAAAUUGCUUAUAGAAAACGCAUCUGAUAUUGGUUUUAUUUCCGAUCGUAUAAUCGAUCAAAUAGCUCCUACUUCUCUUUCUGCAGAUUUAGUUUCGUGUGAUGAAGUAAAUAAAAAGAAAAAGAAGCGCAGAAGUGGCUCUUUGACACGUAUGUUUAAUGGAUUAAGAAAGAUUGUUAGCAGCAAGUCGAUCGACACCUCUUCCAAAUCUCCAGAUCUUUUACAAACGCCUAAUAUAAAAGUGUCUGAUCGUAAACGAAGAUUAGACAUUCAAGCUUUUUCAAAUAAGAAAAAACACACGUUGAUUCAAAGCCUUCCUCAGCACACCGCCUUAAGCACACCGAUUAGUAUCCAUCCAAAUCCAAAAAAGAAUCCAUCUCCAAAAUCGACAAAUACAAAUAAUAGGUAAGUACAAAUCGAUUGUACAGGGUGACCAAAUCAGAAUGGCAUAUUGCUGUAUCGGAAAGUAACAAAAUAGAGCUUUCGUUUCGCAAGAACACUAGCAGAAAU
Molecule: messenger RNA, 1262 nt
Organism: Photinus pyralis (common eastern firefly)
Lineage: Eukaryota; Metazoa; Arthropoda; Insecta; Coleoptera; Lampyridae
Product: rho GTPase-activating protein 11B-like
Exons: 8
Coding region: 79-1161 (360 amino acids)
Biological process (GO): signal transduction
Source: RefSeq, a predicted model, not a curated record